This is a messenger RNA of Schistocerca serialis cubense, 5202 nucleotides long. RefSeq names its product serine/arginine repetitive matrix protein 2-like. NCBI's taxonomy places the organism in Eukaryota, Metazoa, Arthropoda, Insecta, Orthoptera, Acrididae. The annotation marks the transcript as partial. The record is from RefSeq and is a predicted model, not a curated record. The transcript is spliced from 13 exons.
GGAAGGAAGUCGCGGAGAGAGAGAGAGAGAGAGAGAGAGAGAGAGCGUGUGCGUCCUGCACACUUGGUUGAUAAGCUAAAUACACGUUGCUCUGUAUCCUCUGUAUCCACGUGUGCAAACGAACGUCUGGCAACUAAGUCGGGGCUCAAACUGUUUACAAUGCUCCUGACAAUCCAAAUCAGCGUUCAGCAGCAGCAGCAACAGCAGCGGUCCCGGUCCCGAUCCCGGUCCCAGCCACCAGCAGAAGACCAACCGGCAGCAGCCAGCCAGUCCUCCUGCAGCAGCAGCAGCGGCGGUGCAGCCAGCCAGCCAGUCAGCCAGCCAGCCAGCCAGGCAGCCAGCCAGGAAGCCACACACCCAGCCAAGCAGCAGCGGUCCCGGUCCCGGUCCCAGUCCCAGCCACCAGCAGCAGACCAGCCGACAGCAGCCAGCCAGACCUCCUGUAGCAGCAGCAGCAGCGGUCACGGUCCCGAUCCCGAUCCCAGCCACCAGCAGCAGACCAACCGGCAGCAGCCAACCAGUCCUCCUGCAGCAGCAGCAGCGGCGAUCCAGCCAGCCAGCCAGCCAGCCAGGCAGCCAGCCAGGAAGCCACACACCCAGCCAAGCAGCAGCGGUCCCGGUCCCGGUCCCAGUCCCAGCCACCAGCAGCAGACCAGCCGACAGCAGCCAGCCAGACCUCCUGUAGCAGCAGCAGCAGCAGCGGUCCCGGUCCCGAUCCCGAUCCCAGCCACCAGCAGCAGACCAACCGGCAGCAGCCAGCCAGUCCUCCUGCAGCAGCAGCAGCGGCGGUCCAGCCAGCCCAGCCAGCCAGCCAGCCAGCCAGCCAGGAAGCCACACACCCAGCCAAGCAGCAGCGGUCCCGGUCCCAGUCCCAGCCACCAGCAGCAGACCUGCCGGCAGCAGCCAGCCAGAGCUCCUGUAGCAGCAGCAGCGGUCCCGGUCCCGAUCCCGGUACCAGCCACCAGCAGCAGACCACCCGGCAGCAGCCAGCCAGUCCUCCUGCAGCAGCAGCAGCGGCGGUCCAGCCAGCCAGCCAGCAAGCCAGCCAGCCAGCCAGCCAGGAAGCCACACACCCAGCCAAGCAGCAGCGGUCCCGGUCCCAGUCCCAGUCCCAGCCACCAGCAGCAGACCAGCCGGCAGCAGCCAGCCAGACCUCCUGUAGCAACAGCAGCAGCAGCAGCGGUCUCGGUCCCGAUCCCGGUACCAGCCACCAGCAGCAGACCAACCGGCAGCAGCCAGCCAGUCCUCCUGCAGCAGCAGCAGCGGCGGUCCAGCCAGCCAGCCACCAAGCAGCAGCGGUCCCAGCCCCGGUACCAGUCCCAGCCACCAGCAGCAGACCAGCUGACAGCAGCCAGCCAGACCUCCUGUAGCAGCAGCAGCAACGGUCCCGGUCCCGAUCCCGGUCCCAGCCACCAGCAGCAGACCAACCGGCAGCAGCCAGCCAGUUCUCCUGCAGCAGCAGCAGCGGCGGUCCAGCCAGCCAGCCAGCCAGCCAGCCACCAACCAGCCAGACAGCCAGGAAGCCACACACCCAGCCAAGCAGCAGCGGUCCGGUCCCGGUCCCAGUCCCAGCCACCAGCAGCAGACCAGCAGGCAGCAGCCAGCCAGACCUCCUGCAGCAGCAGCAGCAGCAGCAGCAGCGCCAGCCAGUCCUCCUGCAGCAGCAGCAGCAGUGGCGGUCCAGCCAGCCAGCCAGCCAGGCAGCCAGCCAGGAAGCCACACACCCAGCCAAGCAGCAGCGGUCCCGGUCCCGGUCCCAGUCCCAGCCACCAGCAGCAGACCAGCCAGCAGCAGCCAGCCAGACCUCCUGUAGCAGCAGCAGCAGCGGUCCCGGUCCCGAUCCCGGUCCCAGCCACCAGCAGCAGACCAACCGGCAGCAGCCAGCCAGUCCUCCUGCAGCAGCAGCAGCGGCGGUCCAGCCAGCCAGCCAGGCAGCCACCCAGCCAGCCAGCCAGCCAGGAAGCCACACACCCAGCCAAGCAGCAGCGAUCCCGGUCCCGGUCCCAGUCCCAGCCACCAGCAGCAGACCAGCCGGAAGCAGCCAGCCAGACCUCCUCCACCAGCAGCAGACCAACCGGCAGCAGCCAGCCAGUCCUCCUGCAGCAGCAGCAGCGGCGGUCCAGCCAGCCAGCCAGCCAGCCACCCAGCCAGCCAGCCAGCCAGGAAGCCACACACCCAGCCAAGCAGCAGCGGUCCCGGUCCCAGUCCCAGUCCCAGCCACCAGCAGCAGACCAGCUGCCAGCAGCCAGCCAGACCUCCUGUAGCAGCAGCAGCAGCAGCGGCGGUCCAGCCAGCCAGCCAGCCAGCCAGCCAGCCAGCCAGGAAGCCACACACCCAGCCAAGCAGCAGCGGUUCCGGUCCCGGUCCCGGUCCCAGUCCCAGCCACCAGCAGCAGACCAGCCGGCAGCAGCCAGCCAGACCUCCUGUAGCAGCAGCAGCAGCAGCAGCGGUCCCGGUCCCGAUCCCGGUCCCAGCCACCAGCAGCAGACCAACCGGCAGCAGUCAGCCAGUCCUCCGGCAGCAGCAGCAGCAGCGGUCCAGCCAGCCAGCCAGCCAGCCAACCAGCCAGGCAGCCAGCCAGGAAGCCACACACACAGCCAAGCAGCAGCAGUCCCGCAGCAGCAGCAGCGGUCCCGGUCCCGAUCCCGGUCCCAGCCACCAGCAGCAGACCAACCGGCAGCAGUCAGCCAGUCCUCCAGCAGCAGCACCAGCAGCGGUCCAGCCAGCCAGCCAGCCAGCCAGCCAGCCAGCCAGCCAGCCAGCCAGCCAGGAAGCCACACACCCAGCCAAGCAGCAGCGGUCCCGCAGCAGCAGCAGCAGCAGCGGUCCCGGUCCCAAUCCCGGUCCCAGCCACCAGCAGCAGACCAACCGGCAGCAGCCAGCCAGUCCCCCUGCAGCAGCAGCAGCGGUGGUCCAGCCAGCCAGCCAGCCAGCCAGCCAGCCAGCCAGCCAGCCAGGAAGCCACACACCCAGCCAAGCAGCAGCAGUCCCGGUCCCGGUCCCAGUCCCAGCCACCAGCAGCAGACCAGCCGGCAGCAGCCAGUGAGACCUCCUGUAGCAGCAGCAGCGGUCCCGGUCCUGAUUCUGGUCCCAGCUACCAGCAGCAGACCAACCGGCAGCAGCCAGCCAGUCCCCCUGCAGCAGCAGCAGCGGUGGUCCAGCCAGCCAGCCAGCCAGCCAGCCAGCCAGCCAGCCAGCCAGGAAGCCACACACCCAGCCAAGCAGCAGCGGUCCCGGUCCCGGUCCCAGUCCCAGCCACCAGCAGCAGACCAGCCGGCAGCAGCCAGCCAGACCUCCUGUAGCAGCAGCAGCAGCGGUCCCGGUCCCGAUCCCGGUCACAGCCACCAGCAGCAGACCAACCGGCAGCAGUCAGCCAGUCCUCCAGCAGCAGCACCAGCAGCGCAGCAGCAGCAGCAGCAGCGGUCCCGGUCCCAAUCCCGGUCCCAGCCACCAGCAGCAGACCAACCGGCAGCAGCCAGCCAGUCCCCCUGCAGCAGCAGCAGCGGUGGUCCAGCCAGCCAGCCAGCCAGCCAGCCAGCCAGCCAGCCAGCCAGGAAGCCACACACCCAGCCAAGCAGCAGCAGUCCCGGUCCCGGUCCCAGUCCCAGCCACCAGCAGCAGACCAGCCGGCAGCAGCCAGUGAGACCUCCUGUAGCAGCAGCAGCGGUCCCGGUCCUGAUUCUGGUCCCAGCUACCAGCAGCAGACCAACCGGCAGCAGCCAGCCAGUCCCCCUGCAGCAGCAGCAGCGGUGGUCCAGCCAGCCAGCCAGCCAGCCAGCCAGCCAGCCAGCCAGCCAGGAAGCCACACACCCAGCCAAGCAGCAGCGGUCCCGGUCCCGGUCCCAGUCCCAGCCACCAGCAGCAGACCAGCCGGCAGCAGCCAGUCAGACCUCCUGUAGCAGCAGCAGCAGCAGCAGCGGUCCCGGUCCUGAUCCCGGUCCCAGCCACCAGCAGCAGACCAACCGGCAGCAGCCAGCCAGUCCCCCUGCAGCAGCAGCAGCGGCGGUCCAGCCAGCCAGCCAGCCAGCCAGCCAGCCAGCCAGGAAGCCACACACCCAGCCAAGCAGCAGCGGUCCCGGUCCCGGUCCCAGUCCCAGGCACCAGCAGCAGACCAGCCGGCAGCAGCCAGCCAGCCCUCCUGUAGCAGCAGCAGCAGCAGCGGCGGUCCAGCCAGCCAGCCAGCCAUCCCAGCCACCAGCAGCAGACCAGCCGGCAGCAGCCAAUCAGACCUCCUGUAGCAGCAGCAGCAGCAGCAGCGGUCCCGGUCCUGAUCCCGGUCCCAGCCACCAGCAGCAGACCAACCGGCAGCAGCCAGCCAGUCCUCCUGCAGCAGCAGCAGCGGCGGUCCAGCCAGCCAGCCAUCCCAGCCACCAGCAGCAGACCAGCCGGCAGCAGCCAGUCAGACCUCCUGUAGCAGCAGCAGCAGCAGCAGCGGUCCCGGUCCUGAUCCCGGUCCCAGCCACCAGCAGCAGACCAACCGGCAGCAGCCAGCCAGUCCUCCUGCAGCAGCAGCAGCAGCGGCGGUCCAGCCAGCCAGCCAGCCAUCCCAGCCACCAGCAGCAGACGAGCCGGCAGCAGCCAGCCAGCCCUCCUGUAGCAGCAGCAGCAGCAGCGGCGGUCCAGCCAGUAAGCCAGCCAGCCAGCCAGCCAGCCAGGAAGCCACACACCCAGCCAAGCAGCAGCGGUCCCGGUCCCGGUCCCAGUCCCAGCCACCAGCAGCAGACCAGCCGGCAGCAGCCAGUCAGACCUCCUGUAGCAGCAGCUGCAGCAGCGGUCCCGGUCCCGAUCCCGGUCCCAGCCACCAGCAGCAGACCAACCGGCAGCAGCCAGCCAGUCCUCCUGCAGCAGCAGCAGCGGCGGUCCAGCCAGCCAGCCAGCCAGCCAGCCAGCCAGCCAGCAGCCAGCCAGGAAGCCACACACCCAGCCAAGCAGCAGCAGUCCCGGUCUCGGUCCGUCCCAGCCACCACAGCGGACCAGCCGGCAGCAGCCAGCCAGCCCUCCUGUAGCAGCAGCAGCAGCAGCGGCGGUCCAGCCAGCCAGCUAUUCUGGCAGGUGACAGUAAUAUCCAUUGCUGUUCCUUUGGAUCAUCAAGUUGAGGUUGUCCAGGUUGGGCAUGAAGCAGUUGUGACUACAGGUCACAAUCCAGGAGCAUCACCACCAGUGAGAGUGGAAGGAACAUCAGUUUGGGGCUCGAUGACGUGA